This is a messenger RNA of Striga hermonthica, 853 nucleotides long. The record is from the annotation of a GenBank genome assembly. Lineage: Eukaryota; Viridiplantae; Streptophyta; Magnoliopsida; Lamiales; Orobanchaceae.
CAGGCUUCUGAUCUGUUUAUUCGUGCUAUCGAAGCCAGGGUUCACACUGGAGGAGUCGAGGGUUUUUCUUCAGGCACAGAUGGAGCCUUGGAGUUCAGAGACAGGAUCGUAGUGCCAAAAGUCGAGGCUUUGCAGAAGGACAUCUUGACCGAGGCACACACCGCGCCUUAUAUAGCUCACCCUGGCAGCACCAAGAUGUACCAUGACCUGAAAAGGUCAUUCUGGUGGUGGGGAAUGAAGAAAGAUGUUUCUAGUUUCGUGAAGAAGUGUUUGGUCUGCCAGCAAGUCAAGGCCGAGCACAAGAGUCCGAUAGUCCUUCUACAAGCACUCGAGAUUCUGAGGUGGAAGUGGGAGGAAGUCACGAUGGAUUUCGUUACAGGGCUGCCCAGGUCGUCCGAGCAUCAUGACGCGAUUUGGGUGGUAGUGGACAGAUUGACGAAAGUCGCACAUUUCUUACCUGUAGCGAUGACCAUGUCGAUGGAGAAGUUGGCUGAGAUAUAUACCCGUGUAAUCGUUCGACUCCAGGGAGUGCCCGUUCAUAUCGUGUCAGAUCGAGAUCCCAGAUUUACCAACAGGUUUUGGGAGAGUUUACACGAGGCGAUGGGCACGCAGUUGCAGUUCAGUUCGGCUUACCAUCCAGAGACAGACGGUCAGUCAGAGAAAAUGAUUCAGACGCUUGAGGAUAUGCUCCGAGCGUUGGUUCUAGAUAGAGGUGAUAAGUGGGAGUCGAUUUUACCGUUAGUUGAGUUUGCCUAUAACAACAGUUAUCAGACAUUGAUCCAGAUGGCUCCUUUUGAGGCACUUUACGGGCGUAAAUGCCGCUCGCCCCUUUAUUGGGAAGAUGUCGGCGAAA